Messenger RNA from Trypanosoma cruzi, 456 nucleotides. RefSeq lists its product as uncharacterized. The transcript has a single exon. The record is from RefSeq and is a predicted model, not a curated record. NCBI's taxonomy places the organism in Eukaryota, Euglenozoa, Kinetoplastea, Trypanosomatida, Trypanosomatidae. Bases 1 to 456 code for a protein of 151 amino acids.
AUGCCGCCAACCACCCGUCGUAAAUGGCUCGCAACAGCAUUGGUCUUCAGUGUGCAGGAUCGUCGCAAUCGUGCUCGCGCGUUACGAGAGGUACGUGAGAGGAAAGCCGCUCUCCUGGCCCUUGGUACGAAUGAUGUUGCGCAGCGCCUGCGAGCCAUGCGUCCACCGGAUGACAUCAUGGACAGCCGCGGCGACGGCAUCGGGGAGAAGACACAAAAAGCCGGACAGAACUCGAAAUUCACGAAAUCCGAUGACGCGGCUACGCCUUUUCGCCCUCCCAUGUCGUACGAGCAAUGGCAGGAGGAGGGCUUUCCAGUAGGAUGCUGGAGACCCCUGCUUUUGACCGAGUUGUACCACCCACUGGAAGCAGAGAAGAACUACUUGGGGAAGAAGUACAGCUUGGCCCCGACGAACACAGAAAGGCGUGGCACUGCGGUAUCCAGGCAGAGACGCUAA